Messenger RNA from Triticum dicoccoides, 970 nucleotides. RefSeq names its product coatomer subunit beta'-1-like. Gene Ontology annotation, biological process: endoplasmic reticulum to Golgi vesicle-mediated transport; retrograde vesicle-mediated transport, Golgi to endoplasmic reticulum; intra-Golgi vesicle-mediated transport. Bases 256 to 714 code for a protein of 152 amino acids. Gene Ontology annotation, cellular component: COPI vesicle coat. NCBI's taxonomy places the organism in Eukaryota, Viridiplantae, Streptophyta, Magnoliopsida, Poales, Poaceae. Gene Ontology annotation, molecular function: protein binding. The transcript has 5 exons. The record is from RefSeq and is a predicted model, not a curated record.
GCCAAAUUCAUCCCAAAAGAGAAAUGGGUUGUCGCCGGUGAUGACAAUGGCUGCAUUCUUGUGUACAGUUACGAAGAACACCAAGAUGUGACGAGCUUUGAUGCUCAUCGUACUAGCAUCACAUGUUUGGCUGUGCAUCCGACACGGCCUUUUGUGCUGUCAUCGUCGUAUGACGAUCAUCUGAUUAAGAUUUGGGAUUGGGAGAAGGACUGGGAGUGCACUCGAACAUUUGAGGGGCACAACAGGGUGGCGCAAAUGACGUUUAACUUGGACAACACCAGCAGUUUCGCCAGUGCUUCAUCGGAUGGCACGGUCAAGAUAAGGAGUGUUGAUUCUGAUGAUGGUAAAAUCAUCACACUGGAUGGGCUCUGUGUUGACUACUUCAUACGCCGUGAUCGGCAGCAUCUGAUCACCGGCACUAAGGACGGCACUGCACAGAUCUGGAACUUGGAGAUGGAAGCUGGAUGUGUUGAAAGGCUAGAAGGGCACAGAGGACGUAUCACUAUCGUCCAUUUGCACCCCGAGCUUCCACUGCUGAUUACAUGCUCACUUGACGGCACUGUCAGUCUAUGGAACUCCACUACCUAUAAGAUUGAGAAUAUAAUUGCUUUCAACCUGGGCGCAGUUUGUGCAUUUGGUUAUGUAAAGGCCUCGAGAAGGAUGGUGGUUGGAUGCCACAAUGGAAUAGCCACGGUGGAAAUACCUUCUUCUUGAACUUCAUGUUGGAUAGCAAAAAUAACAACAAGGAUUGUUUGAUGGAAUCCAACUGAAACUUGAUAGAUUUCACUCAAUGCCUAAAGUGUGAGGGGGGAAGUGAAAACCACCUAUGGCCCCACCCAAUCCUGCCACGCAUCUACUGACAUUGUUGUAUUUAUGAUUUCACCAAUUCCAACAUAAGUGUGAGUGCACCAAAGAACAGUUCGGUUUGUUUUGUAUGUACCUGAGUUGCUCAAGUUUUGUUCUGCUGUGC